AUGAAAAGAUCUCACAUUUCUUCUCCUCGAUCUUGCUCUUGCUCUCGACCAGCUAUUUUAGUCUUUGGCGUUAUCCUCUUGUUCCUUCUUGGUCUAACACUAACCUCUCGAAAACCAUCCGGUUCAACUCCAAACCGGAACCUAACCGGGAAACCCAACAUCCCGAAGCUAGCAUACUUCGUAACGGGGACGAAAGGAGAUGGGAAACGAGUGAAGCGUCUCCUAAGAGCGAUACACCAUCCGAGAAACUACUAUCUUCUCCAUCUUGAUCUCCAAGCUUCUGAUGAAGAGAGGAUGGAGCUUGCGAAGUACGUUAGGUCGGAGAAGGAGAAGAUGAGGAAUGUUAUGGUGAUGGGUUUGGCUGAUUUGGUUACUGAGAAAGGUCCGACUAUGUUGGCAAGUACGCUUCAUGGUGUUGCGAUUUUGAUGAAGAGAGCUGAGGAUUGGGAUUGGUUUAUUAAUCUUAGUUCAUCUGAUUAUCCUCUCAUGCCUCAAGAUGAUAUUUUGCAUAUCUUCUCGUACUUGCCUCGUUAUCUGAACUUCAUUGAGCACACAAGCAACAUCGGUUGGAAAGAGCACCAGAGAGCAAGACCUAUCAUCAUCGAUCCUGGCUUUUACCAUUCGAAGAAAUCUAGUGUCUUUUGGGCUAAAGAGCGACGAUCAUUACCUGCUUCCUUCAAACUUUUCAUGGGGUCAACAAGUGUAGCUCUAACAAGACCGUUCCUCGAAUUCUGCAUCUGGGGAUGGGACAACCUCCCAAGAACACUAUUAAUGUACUACACCAACUUCCUUUUAUCAUCAGAAGGCUAUUUUCAGACAGUUGUUUGCAACAACAAAGACUAUCAGAACACAACUGUUAACCAUGACUUGCACUACACGCAUUGGGAUACGGUUCUCCAACAGCGAGCCCUGAAUCUAACGGUUGAAGAUUUUCAUGACAUGGUCCAAAGCGGGGCGCCAUUUGCAAGGGAGCUUCGAGAGGAUGAUGUUGUACUUGAUAAGAUUGACGCUGAGCUGCUGGGUCAAAACGACGGUGGAUUGGAGUUGAAGACUCAGGAGGUUGUUAAGCCGACGGUGAGUUGGAAGAGGUUUGAGAAGCUCAUGGUUAAGCUUCUUGAUCAUGAGAAUUUCAGGGCUAAGCAAUGUAAAUAG
This is a messenger RNA of Eruca vesicaria subsp. sativa (arugula), 1152 nucleotides long. The record is from the annotation of a GenBank genome assembly. NCBI's taxonomy places the organism in Eukaryota, Viridiplantae, Streptophyta, Magnoliopsida, Brassicales, Brassicaceae.